AAAAUUUCGAGAGGAAUCGGCACGGAGAAUCGAAUCGCGAGACAGGCAAUCGUCAUUAGUGAGUAGGAGAUCGCUAGAAUUCCCAACCUUCAAUCCCAAUCUCACGGGACACACUUGGAAAUCAGCUGAUGACGUAACACACGACGAGCGAAAGAAGAAAAGGUACGAAAAGGACAUCGAGUAUCGGUACAGGAUGAGCGUUGAUGCAUACGGACCUAGCAGUCAGACCCUCACAUUCCUCGACACAGAGGAAGCUGAUUUAAUUGGUGCGGAUACACAGGGUAGCGAAUUUGAUUUCACCGAUUUCACGUUACCCUCACCGAGUCAAACUCAGGCUUCGCAACACGAUGCUGCCCAAAGUCAACCUAGCCAACCAGUACAGGUUAAUGGAACAAGUGGUAGUUCAUCUUUAGAUUUGAAAAUUUCUGGAGCAGCACAAAGUCUUGCAGAAUUACAAUUUGAAGAAGAAGAAGAGGAAGCAUACUACAAUCGUGAUUUACCAGAGCAUGCAUGUAAAUAUUGUGGUAUUCAUGAAGCAUCUUGUGUUGUUAUGUGUAAUGUUUGUCGUAAGUGGUUUUGUAAUGGACGUGGAAAUACAUCUGGUUCUCACAUUAUCAACCACCUUGUACGAGCUAAACAUAAGGAAGUUACUUUACACAGAGAUGGUCCAUUGGGAGAAACUGUUCUGGAAUGUUAUUCAUGCGCUGUUAGGAAUGUUUUUGUUCUUGGUUUCAUUCCUGCAAAAGCAGAUUCGGUUGUUGUAUUACUCUGUCGCCAACCAUGUGCUGCUCAAAGUUCUUUAAAGGAUAUGAAUUGGGAUCAAGAACAAUGGAAGCCUUUAAUUGAAGACCGCUCCUUUUUAGCUUGGUUAGUAAAAAUCCCAUCAGAACAGGAGCAACUCCGUGCCAGACAAAUCUCUGCCCAACAAAUCAAUAAGUUGGAAGAAUUAUGGCGGGACAAUGUUGAUGCAACCUUCCAAGACCUUGAAAAACCGGGAGUAGACGAAGAACCGCAACAAGUACUUUUGCGGUACGAAGAUGGAUACCAAUACCAGAACAUAUUUGGUCCCCUUGUAAAAUUAGAAGCUGAUUAUGAUAAACGUUUAAAAGAAUCUCAAACGCAAGAGAAUAUUGAAGUUCGUUGGGAUGUUGGAUUAAACAAAAAGACGAUCGCCUAUUUUAUGUUAGCAAAAACGGACGGUGAUAUGAAAUUAAUGCAUGGAGACGAACUGAGACUUCGCUAUUUAGGUGAACUUCACAAACCUUGGUCUGGAAUUGGACAUGUAAUUAAAAUUCCUGACAAUUAUGGAGAAGAAGUCGGGAUUGAAUUAAAAAAUAAUUCUGGUGCUCCGACGGAAUGUGUUAGUAACUUCGUCGUCGAUUUUAUUUGGAAGAGUACAAGUUUUGAUCGCAUGCAAUUAGCGUUGCGAAAAUUUGCUGUGGAUGACACUUCCGUAUCUGGUUACAUAUACCACAGAUUAUUAGGACAUGAAGUAGAAGAAGUUCUUUUUCGUUGCCAUCUGCCCAAACACUUCAGUGCCCCAAAUUUACCAGAUUUAAAUCGUUCCCAAGUGUAUGCUGUGAAACACGCCGUACAGAGACCCUUGUCUUUGAUACAAGGGCCACCUGGUACAGGGAAAACCGUGACCAGCGCAACGAUAGUUUACCAACUGGUAAAACAAAACGGCGGUCCUGUAUUAGUAUGUGCUCCUUCCAAUACAGCCGUAGAUCAACUCACAGAAAAAAUACAUAAAUCUAAUUUAAAAGUUGUACGACUUUGUGCAAAAUCACGAGAAGCAAUCGAUUCGCCAGUGAGUUUCCUUGCUCUUCACAAUCAAAUCAAAAACAUGGAAACAAAUACAGAAUUACAAAAAUUACAACAACUAAAGGAUGAGACUGGAGAGUUGUCUAGCGUUGAUGAAAAACGUUAUAGGUUACUAAAAAAAGCAGCAGAAAAAGAAUUAUUAGAGGCAGCCGACGUGAUUUGUUGUACCUGUGUUGGAGCUGGUGAUCCAAGGCUACACAGGCUUAAAUUCCAUUCGAUUCUUAUUGAUGAGAGUAUGCAAGCAACUGAACCUGAAUGCAUGGUGCCAGUUGUUCUUGGAGCAAAGCAAUUAAUCCUUGUUGGUGAUCACUGUCAGUUAGGACCAGUAGUUAUGUGCAAAAAGGCUGCCAGAGCAGGUUUAUCGCAGUCCCUUUUUGAAAGAUUAGUUGUACUUGGAAUUAGACCUUUUAGAUUAGAAGUUCAAUAUCGUAUGCACCCGGAUCUUUCACGAUUUCCAUCAAACUUUUUCUACGAGGGUUCUUUACAGAACGGUGUAUGCGCAGACGAAAGGAAAUUAUUGAAAAUUGACUUUCCUUGGCCAGCACCCGAUAAACCUAUGUUCUUCUAUGUUACCCAAGGUCAAGAAGAAAUUGCUGGAAGUGGUACGUCCUAUUUGAAUCGAACAGAAGCAUCAAAUGUUGAAAAAAUAGCGACAAGAUUUUUACGUUGUGGAGUGAAGCCCGAACAAAUAGGAGUAAUAACACCAUAUGAAGGACAAAGAGCCUAUUUGGUUCAAUACAUGCAAUAUCAGGGGUCUCUGCACUCGAAACUUUAUCAGGAGAUUGAGGUUGCCAGCGUAGAUGCAUUUCAAGGCAGAGAGAAAGAUAUAAUAAUUAUGUCUUGCGUCCGUUCAAACGAACAUCAAGGUAUUGGAUUUCUGAAUGACCCACGAAGAUUGAAUGUGGCGUUAACUCGCGCAAAGUACGGAAUCAUAAUCGUAGGGAAUCCGAAGGUAUUAUCAAAGCAACCAUUAUGGAACCAUUUAUUGAGUUUCUAUAAAGAACAGAAAGUUCUUGUAGAAGGACCUCUAAACAAUUUAAAAGAAUCCAUGAUUCAAUUCGCCAAACCAAAGAAACUUGUUAAUGCUGCGAAUCCAGGCUCUCAUUUCAUGUCCACGUCGAUGUACGACGCGAGAGAAGCUCUCAUUCCGGGUUCAGUUUACGAUCGAUCAGGUACUCAGGUUAAUGGUACGCAAAAUCAUAAUCCUUACUACCAAAGGAACGUACCUUUAGAUAUCUUCAGUAGGACCCACGAUACCAUUAGCUACAUUAGUCCAGAAAGAGCUCAAGCAGCAAUGAAUAAUGUACCAGUUCCAGUAGGAAUGUUUAUGAAUAUGGCGCACGUACCACCACGAUUCUAUAAUCAGCACCAACAGGCGCUACAGGCCAGACAAAAUCAACGUAAUCGCCGAGGAACGGCUUUAUCAAAGAACAAACAGGGUCCACGAAUGGGUAAACUAAGUCAAACGGAACAGAAUACCCAGCCAUAUAGCCAACCAGGGCUACCAUUAACUCAAGGCACGACGCAGGGAAUGUCGCAACCAGGUUUUAGUCUUUCUCAGCCUGGACUGAGUCAAGCAGAGCUCUCUCAAGAUUCGUUUGCUGUCGGAGAAUUUCAGUCACAGAUGGACGGAUUAUUAUCACAAGAUUCAACUUAUCAGGGUGAUCGAAGUGGUUUUUACCAAUCCGGACAGUCACAAGCCGGGGGACAGUUCUCCCAGCCAUAUUGAGCCGAGACCGUACGGCUGAGCAACGCAAUUGCUAUGCAGCGUCGCGGGAGCGACUGAAGGCUCGUUCGACCAAUUCUUCUUCGACCAACAACCACAAAUCACUAACUGCGCAAAACGGUAAAACGGCUCGGCGAUCGAGUACGAUAUAUGCACACGCAGUCGUCGGCGUUUUAAAAGAGGGUUUUAAAACAAACAAGCAAACAAAAAAAAUACUACAAACGGGGGAGUUCGUCGCCAUUUACCGUCGAAAUGCUAAACUGUUCUAGACGGGGAAAGGAAAUGGUUAAAGAGUAAAACCACCGGGCAUAACAAGUGCGACAAGCCAAUAAAAAAUUUCAAAAAAUAAAAAAAAAAAAAAUAAAAAAUAAAAAAGGGAAAUAAGACUGGGAGACGACAUUAUCACAAAAAUUACCAUCUGUCACUGUGACACGCGCUUACCGUGAACGUACCGAGUGAAGUUAGAGUUACACACAGCAAAUCAAAACAAAAUGCAUAAAAAUACCAAAAAUGAGGAAUAUAAUAACAAUAAAGAAGAAAAAAAAAGGAAGAUAUGGGACGUGUAACACUUGAUGACUUGACCAAAUUCAAUGUAACGUAUUAAUUAAAAUAUAUAACUAUUGAAUGAAUCUGUGAUCGACAAACUAAAAAAACGGGGGGAAACGUAUUGCAAUAUUGUGAAUAUUUAAUUCACUGUCAACAAAGUAAACAAAAGAUAAAAAGAGGGAUUGAAAAACAUUGUAUUGGGUUUGAUAAUGCGUUACGUGUCGUUUUCGACUUUUCUUUUAAAAGGCGUGGAAUAAACUAUUACUGCCGAGAAAAACGAAGACAAAGAGACGAACUACAUCUCUGUAGAGAUUUAACGGGAUCGUGGAGAUCAUAUCUUUUGGUGAUUCAUGCACAUCUCUUUCGAUUAUGUAAAUUGUGAAAGUAAACUGCAAUAAAAAGUACGAUUCUUGCAACGCGUGAACACACGACAACGUCAAUAACAAGAAAAUAAUAAUACAACGAUCAUCGUCAUCGAUUUGUUCUUGAACCGACAGAAUAUCAUCAUCUGUCAGACGUUGCCGAUCGAAUUGUCGUCAACCAGUAUGAGGCCGACACUUGAGUAUCAAGAAGGAGGAAUCCUUUCUCAUAAGCUUGGCGUAAUGUUGAUAUUACGUUAAUCAAUAAGGAAUCCUAUUAAUUUUGAUCAUGUUAAUUAGUUUCUAUCUUUUCUGGUUAGACCGGUAUAUAUAUUGUAUAUAUUUUAUUUACCGCAGGGGUCGACAGAGCGCGCAGAAUGAAAAAAAAAAAAAAAA
This is a messenger RNA of Eufriesea mexicana, 4851 nucleotides long. RefSeq names its product Upf1 RNA helicase (gene Upf1). Gene Ontology annotation, cellular component: cytoplasm. NCBI's taxonomy places the organism in Eukaryota, Metazoa, Arthropoda, Insecta, Hymenoptera, Apidae. Gene Ontology annotation, biological process: nuclear-transcribed mRNA catabolic process, nonsense-mediated decay. Bases 194 to 3553 code for a protein of 1119 amino acids. The transcript has 6 exons. The record is from RefSeq and is a predicted model, not a curated record. Gene Ontology annotation, molecular function: ATP binding; RNA helicase activity; DNA binding.